AUGGAGGGUGAAAGAGAGGAAGAUAAUGUGUCAGUAGAGAUAUCGACGGAGUAUCAAUGGAAACCUAUAAGAUGUGGAAAAUGUGAAGUAUUUGGGCACAUAUGUCCUAGAGAUACUGUGAUUGUUGAGAAUCAUCCUGUUGGUAUUGGAGAGGAGUUAGCAAAUUUUGCUGCCAAUGAACUUGCAUUAAUUCCCACGAGUGCAGAUGAAGGUCAAGCUUCGCAAAGUGAUAAAGGGAAAGCUAGGGUUGGAGAAAAUCAUCCUAGAGGAGCAGACGGAUGUCAAAAUAUUGCAUUACUAGGGGCGUUGGGGGUAGCUCCAUCAAAUCCCCGAACCAGUUUGCAUUUCUAG
Messenger RNA from Ilex paraguariensis (yerba mate), 351 nucleotides. The record is from the annotation of a GenBank genome assembly. Lineage: Eukaryota; Viridiplantae; Streptophyta; Magnoliopsida; Aquifoliales; Aquifoliaceae.